Parnassius apollo (apollo) is the source of this 294-nucleotide messenger RNA. The record is from the annotation of a GenBank genome assembly. NCBI's taxonomy places the organism in Eukaryota, Metazoa, Arthropoda, Insecta, Lepidoptera, Papilionidae.
AUGGCAUAUUCUUCUGGAUCGUAUACCAGAAAGUUAGAAAGACAGGGGAUUCCAGUGAGAUGGAUGAAAUCGAGCAAUUUAAUGCAUCAUAAAUUUUGUCUCGUUGACACAUUAGCUGUAGAUAAACAUAUAACUCCAUUUGUAAUGAUGGGAUCAUUAAAUUGGACAAAUCAGGCUUUAAAUGGAAAUUGGGAAGAUGUAACAGUGACCUCCCAAAGAGAUAUAGUACAACAGUACCAUGCUGAAUUUGAGAGACUGUGGGUUUUAUUUAAACCAAUUGUAGACUUUACUUAG